Molecule: messenger RNA, 405 nt
Organism: Xylona heveae TC161
Lineage: Eukaryota; Fungi; Ascomycota; Xylonomycetes; Xylonales; Xylonaceae
Exons: 2
Coding region: 1-405 (134 amino acids)
Biological process (GO): attachment of spindle microtubules to kinetochore
Cellular component (GO): DASH complex; mitotic spindle
Source: RefSeq, a predicted model, not a curated record
AUGGCAUCUCCGACAACACCUAGUGGGAGCGGCGAAGCAAACUUUGGCGCGAGCAUCGGUGCGGGCACAUCAACGGGUGUUUCGCCACUUGAGCAAGAAGUGCUGGAUGAAUAUGCGCGGCUGUUGGGGAACAUGAAUCGGUUGGCAUCUACAUUGAAUGAUCUGGCUGGGUCCCCAACGGCCCAAAUCCUCGACGGCCUACGCGCGCUCGAACGCAAGACAAGUCUUGUCUUUACACUGCUCAAGGCAAGUGUAUACAGCAUCGUUCUCCAGCAGCAGAUCUACUCCGGCGAUGAUGAAGAGAAUGCGGGUGCACAAGGCGGGUAUGAUGAGCAUGCGGGCUAUGCGGAGGAUGCUGGAGACACUACGGCGUAUGGAGGAGGGAUUGAGUGGGGCAGAGGAUAG